Messenger RNA from Hemibagrus wyckioides, 3303 nucleotides. RefSeq names its product transmembrane O-mannosyltransferase targeting cadherins 2b (gene tmtc2b). Gene Ontology annotation, molecular function: protein binding; mannosyltransferase activity. NCBI's taxonomy places the organism in Eukaryota, Metazoa, Chordata, Actinopteri, Siluriformes, Bagridae. The transcript has 12 exons. Gene Ontology annotation, biological process: protein O-linked glycosylation via mannose. The record is from RefSeq and is a predicted model, not a curated record. Gene Ontology annotation, cellular component: endoplasmic reticulum membrane. Bases 362 to 2881 code for a protein of 839 amino acids.
ACGCGGCUCAGUCGCGACGUUUUAUUCGGCAUCCACCAUGCAGUACUACACAAACACUACUCCGGCUGGAAGGAGACGUGCGAGCAGCCUGUCCUCCUGUAAACACUGCACACAUCCGUGUCUCACGCCGUGGAUCAAAGCCGUGCUCUUCUUCCUCAACAUGGGCUAAGAGCAGCACGCCGGGAUUACGCGCUUCAGCCAUGGGGACGCGGAUUUCUGCUGCUUUCAUUUCUCUCUUUUUCCCCUGAAGACGGAAAGCGCGUAUAGUGAAUUGAAAGAGGGGGAUCCUUGAACCCUCUCCGCUUGUAUCCUGGUCUGCUCUCCUUGCUGUUCCUUUUUUUUCGUCUUGUUUUGGGAAGAGAUGAUUGCAGAUUUGGUGUGUAGCGCUGUGGCUCUGGUCCUGUACGUCAACACAUUGGGCGCUGAUUUCUGCUACGAUGACAGCCGUGCUAUCAAAACCAACCAGGACCUGCUUCCCGAGACGCCGUGGACUAAUGUGUUCUACGAUGAUUUCUGGGGUACUCUGCUCACACACAGCGGCAGCCACAAGUCCUACCGGCCACUCUGUACACUCUCCUUUCGCAUCAACUACGCCCUGAGUGGCCUGGAGCCAUGGGGCUACCAUUUAGCCAACGUGGCACUGCACUGCACCGUAACGGCCCUGUUCACACGCCUGGCACGCCUGCUGCUGGGUACGGGCUGCUGGACGCUGCUAGCAGGCCUGCUGUUCGCCUCGCAUCCUGUUCACACUGAGGCUGUGGCCGGCAUCGUGGGACGGGCCGACGUGGGUGCGGCACUGUUUUUCCUUCUGGCACUGAUCUGCUACGUGGGGCACUGCGACCAGCGGACAGAGGGGGCGCAGCGUCAGUGUUGGGCGUGGUUCGCGGGCAGUCUGGCCUGCUCGGCGUGCAGCAUGCUGUGGAAGGAGCAGGGCAUCACUGUUCUUGCCGUAGCAGCUGUCUACGACGUGUUUGUCUUCCACCGGAUGAAGCUGCAGCAGCUCCCAGGAAUCUUCUACAAGAAGAAGAACAUGCGCCUCCUGCUGAGCGUGUUUCUUCUGGGCUCCUGGGGGAUCUUCCUGCUUGGGUUCCGACUCUACUGGAUGGGCAACAAACCUCCCAACUUCUCCAACUCUGACAACCCUGCAGCAGACUGCCCAUGUUUUCUGACCAGGGUGCUUACCUUCCUCUAUCUGCCUGCUGUGAAUAUGUGGCUCCUUCUUUGCCCAGACAGGCUGAGUUUUGAUUGGUCCAUGGAUGCGCUACCACUUCUGAGGAGCAUCACCGAUUGGAGAAACCUCCAUACUAUCAUAUUUUAUGCCACACUGCUGGCACUGGCAUGGUUUGGCCUCUUUAAUCGAACAUUCAAGGAGAAGGAAACGAACGGGAAAGCCCAUGUAGCAAACGGAAAGUCCACCACAAACGGACACGGUUAUCAUUCUGACUAUGAGCACUCCAUUCCAGACUCGGACUCUGUUCAGACAAACGGAGCCAAUGGGACAAAAAAGCACUGUAUACCUAGAACUUCUCUGCCCACCACUGAGAAUGUCGUGGUCUUCUCAUUAGGGUUGUUGGCUAUCCCCUUUCUCCCUGCCACCAACCUCUUCUUCUACGUCGGUUUCGUAGUGGCGGAGCGAGUCCUCUAUAUCCCCAGCAUGGGCUUUUGUCUGCUGGUGGCAGUGGGGAUGAGGGCACUCUGGAUCAGACUUAGGACAAACUCAUCAAGGACUCUGGUGCUCGCCUGCAGUGCUUCUCUGGUGAUGCUAUUUGGAGUUAAGACAUUUUUGAGGAACCAGGACUGGCAUAAUGAGGAGAUGCUGUACAAGUCAGGGAUAACUGUAAACCCUGCUAAAGCUUGGGGGAACCUGGGAAAUGUCUUGAAGAACCAGGGGCAGAUGGCAGAGGCUGAGCAAGCGUACAGAAACGCUCUGUACUACCGCAGGAACAUGGCCGACAUGCUUUACAACUUGGGUCUGCUGCUACAGGAGAGCAACAAGUUCUCAGAGGCUCUCCACUACUAUAAGCUGGCCAUCGGGAGCAGGCCAACUCUCGCUUCUGCCUACUUGAACACGGGUAUCAUCCUGAUGAACCAGGGUCGCCUCGACGAGGCCAAGAGAACCUUCCUCACCUGCGCUGACAUCCCUGAUGAAAACCUGAAGGAUCCUCAUGCACAUAAGAGCUCUGUCACAAGCUGCCUCUAUAACCUAGGCAAGCUGUUGCAUGAACAAGGCCACCAGGAGGAAGCUCUGUCUGUGUAUAAAGAAGCAAUCCAGAAAAUGCCCAAGCAGUUUGCUCCUCAGAGCCUCUACAACAUGAUGGGCGAGGCGUACAUGAGGAUGAACAAGUUAGCUGAUGCCGAGUACUGGUACAGGGAGUCUCUCCGGGCCAAACCAGACCAUAUACCAGCACAUCUCACCUAUGGAAAGCUUCUGGCCAUGACGGGUCAGAAAGCCGAAGCAGAGAAGUACUUUAUAAAGGCCAUUCAACUUGAUCCCGCUAAAGGAAACUGCUACAUGCAUUACGGCCAGUUUUUGCUGGAGGAGUCCCGCCUCCUGGAAGCUGCCGAGAUGGCGCAGAAGGCUGCUCAGCUUGACAGCGAGGAGUUUGAUGUGGUCUUCAGUGCGGCGCAUAUGCUCAGACAAGCCAGCCUCAAUGACGCAGCGGAGAAGUACUACAAACAAGCAGCUAGCCUGAGACCUGAUUACCCUGCAGCCCUGAUGAACCUCGGUGCUAUCCUUCAUCUGAACGGCAAACUUCAGGAGGCUGAAGCCAAUUACCUGCGAGCCCUGCAGCUCAAACCUGAUGAUAACAUUACCCAGUCCAACCUGCGCAAGCUGUGGAACAUCAUGGAGAAACAAGGCCUGAGGACAAUGGCCCCUUGACCCAAACACACUAUGUGGAGUUCAGUCUGAAAGAUACCUUCUCACGCGAAGUGAUUCAUAUCUUGAGCAGUUCGAUAAGAAUUGUCUUUAAAGAGACCGAGAUGUUUCCCUCGUAGGAUCGGGAGCAAAAAUCGGUACGUCGGAGAACUUGCUUGAGAACUUUGACACAUGCAAGAACAUUUCUUGCCUCUUUUUUUUUUUUUUUUUUUUUUUUUUUUGCCCUGCAUAGAACUUCACAGUACAGGGAGUUCCCAACAGGAGCACUUAAGCUGCAGUGAGCUGUUGGUACAUACUUGAAGUUUCUCAGUACUUUGGCUAUUAAUUAGAUAAAUGAAGCCUAAUGGAAUAUGUAGGGCUGCGUUUGUCAUGAAGAAGUGGAAAAUUAGGAAAGAAUGAAUUUUUUUGUCCUGUGAAACAAAGGA